AUGAGGAGCGGCCGGCGGAUGGCGGCGCUGGUGUGGUCGUCGCUGGCGCUCGCCGCGGCGGCGCAGAACUACAAUGCCAUCUUCAACUUCGGCGACUCCAUCACCGACACCGGGAACCUCUGCACCAACGGGAGGCCGUCGUCGAUCACCUUCACGCAGCCGCCCUACGGCGAGACCUACUUCGGCACGCCGACGUGCCGCUGCUGCGACGGCCGCGUCAUCCCGGACUUCCUCAGCUCCAAGUUCGGGCUGCCGUUCCUGCCGCCGUCCAAGUCGACGACGGCCGACUUCAAAAAGGGCGCCAACAUGGCCAUCACCGGCGCCACGGCCAUGGACGCGCCCUUCUUCAGCUCCCUCGGGCUCUCCGACAAGAUCUGGAACAACGGGCCCAUCAGCUUCCAGCUGCAGUGGUUCCAGCAGGUCUCCUCCGCCGUCUGCGGGAACGACUGCAAGAGCUACCUGGGCAACUCCCUGUUCGUGUUCGGCGAGUUCGGCGGCAACGACUACAACGCGAUGCUGUUCGGCAACUACAACGCGGACCAGGCCAGCACGUACACGCCGCAGAUCGUGAGCACCAUCGCCAACGGCGUGGAGAAGCUGAUCGCGAUGGGCGCCACGGACAUCGUGGUGCCGGGCGUGCUCCCCAUCGGCUGCUUCCCCAUCUACCUCACCAUCUACGGCACCUCCAACAGCGGCGACUACGACAGCCUCGGCUGCCUCAAGAAGUUCAACGACCUGUCCACGAACCACAACAACCAGCUGCAGAGCCAGAUCUCCAGCCUCCAGGCCAAGUACAAGUCGGCGCGCAUCAUGUACGCCGACUUCUACUCCGCCGUCUACGACAUGGUCAAGAACCCCGGCAGCUACGGGUUCAGCACGGUGUUCCAGACGUGCUGCGGGUCGGGCGGCGGCAAGUACAACUACCAGAACAGCGCGCGGUGCGGCAUGUCGGGCGCCUCCGCGUGCUCCAACCCGGCGGCGCACCUCAGCUGGGACGGCAUCCACCUCACCGAGGCCGCCUACAAGCAGAUCACCGACGGCUGGCUCAACGGGCCCUACUGCCGCCCGGCCAUCCUCCACAGCUAA
This is a messenger RNA of Miscanthus lutarioriparius, 1086 nucleotides long. The record is from the annotation of a GenBank genome assembly. Lineage: Eukaryota; Viridiplantae; Streptophyta; Magnoliopsida; Poales; Poaceae.